Punctularia strigosozonata HHB-11173 SS5 is the source of this 1274-nucleotide messenger RNA. RefSeq lists its product as uncharacterized. The transcript is spliced from 9 exons. NCBI's taxonomy places the organism in Eukaryota, Fungi, Basidiomycota, Agaricomycetes, Corticiales, Punctulariaceae. The annotation marks the transcript as partial. The record is from RefSeq and is a predicted model, not a curated record.
CCUCCGAGCGUUAUCAAAGUUCGAUGACGAUCUUCUCAGCCCAUCCUGAGCCGUCUGUCGUAUACGCGGUCCUGGAUGCCAUGGUUGAUAUCGUAAAGCUCAACACAGCCGACGCUGACAACCUUCGCGGCACACUAGCAGCCCUACUCCGCGUAUCCUUCCGGGAGGCCGAUAAACGGUGGCUUGCUCGGCGUGCACUACGUGCCGCUUGCUUGUUGAAACAAUCGCCGCCGGAUCCUUCCGCACUUCUGGCUCUGAUCCAUCAGCUAAAAGUGCCAAAGCACGGUUUGCCUCAUUGUUUACUCCUGGAGGCUUAUCGAGCGCUGCAUCUAUAUCCGCCGGAGGCAUUGAGUAUGGUUGCCAAAGACCUUUCCCCGCUCUCGCCUAUACGCCCGCUCUUGACGUCGCACGAUGCCAAUGCACAGUAUUUGUUCCUGGACUGCCUCGAAUGCCUCGACCUCGGUCUUUGGGCGGGGAAUGGUUCAGAUGAAAGCGGUAACUCAGCCCUCGAGCCAUGGGAGAUGGAGCGCAUUAUGGCAUGUUUGGACUCACCAGACAGCUUGAUUCGAAAGAAGACUCUUGGGAUUCUGUAUCGCGUCGAUCGGUCACUCGUUAGUGGCUAUUUUGCGCAGCGUCUGUCAUCACCGCGGCAACAAGACGCAGAUCUUAACGCGCGCGCGACGGGGCUGCUCGAGCUUGCAGCUAUCUUAGGUGCAGACGAUGGCCAUGCAUAUGCACAAUACGUUAUCCAGAUUUUGGAAGCCCUGGAUGAUGCGGACGACGUCCCGGCUCGUCACGAGCCUGAGAAUUCCAAGGGCAAGGGCCAAGCGAUCGUCAAGCCCCAACAUGGACCGGUCUUGGAACAUGCAGUCGAGGCAGUGCUGCUGAAGAUACGAGACGGGGAUAGCCCAUACCAGCGCUCCAGUGUCGGUGCUUUGCUUGCGACACUUGGCGCGCGCGACGGUGCGGACCCGAGUCCGACGUUGAUGGUCAUACUAGCCGCGCUCGCUUGCGAAUACGCCGCCGCUGGAGUCCAGGACCCUCGGGAAGCUUUGAGCGGAUUUUCCAUCAAGCUUGACUCGUACAGACCGGCAGUUCAAGACGCAUGUCUACUAGCGAUGAUGCGACUAGUCCUGGAAUGCGGUGACGCUGGUCCAACAGAAGACGCUAUUACGGCUGUCCGUACCCUAACUGUCGGGUCAGGAAAACAUAUCCGACGGCGAUGCACCCAGUUCCUGGAUCUAACAUCGAAGCCGGAAGAACUUAGGAAGGUG